AUGAGCUUAGCAGGAAGCCUGGGAGGAAUGGGAAUCAUACCAAAGAGGAAAAGGCAGAAAGUGACAGAAGUCUGCAGUUCACAAAGUAAACAUGAAGUCAGAUUUCAAGAUCUGAUCAUAUUUAUUGUAGAAAGAAAAAUGGGAUCGAGUAGAAGAUCGUUUCUGAUGGACUUAGCACGCAAGAAAGGAUUCAGAGUCGAAGAUGUCAUGAGUGAUUCAGUCACACAUAUUGUGACAGAGAAUAAUUCUUGGAAUGAAAUUUGGGACUGGAUUCAAAACCUGAAGCUGUUAAAUGCAGACAAGCUUAAGAUGCUCAAUAUCUCCUGGUUCACAGACAGCAUGGCUGCUGGAAAGCCUGUGGAAAUAGAGGAACGGCAUAAGCUUCAGAAGACGCUUCAAUCAAAUCUUCCAUUACCUCCACCGGUGGUAACUGUUUCUCAAUAUGCAUGUCAGAGGAGUUCAACCCUUAACAAUAGAAACAAGAUCUUCACGGAUGCACUGGACAUUUUGGCAGAAAAUUUUGAAUUUAAUGAAAAUGAAAGUGCCUAUGUGGCAUUUGCAAGAGCAACUUCCUUAUUAAAGUCCCUUCCAUACACCAUAAGUAAAAUGGCAGCCCUGGAUGGACUACCCUGUUUCGGAGACCAGACAAGAGCCAUAAUUGAGGAGAUACUGGAAGAUGGGGUUAGCUCGAAGGUCGAGAAUUUGCUAUGUGAUGAGAAGUACAAGGCAAGAAAGCUAUUCACGAGUGUCUUUGGUGUGGGAUUGAAGACUGCAGAUAAAUGGUAUUGUCAAGGAUAUCGAACAUUAGAGGCAGUGAAAUCAUCCAAGGAUUUGAAAUUUACCAAAAUGCAGAAAGCAGGUUUUUUGUUCUAUGAGGACAUCAAUAAUGCUGUAACAAAACCAGAGGCAGAAGCUGUAGCUCAAAUUAUAGAAACCACCGUUCAUGGCUACAUACCUGAUGCCGUUGUGACUUUAACUGGAGGUUUUAGAAGAGGUAAGGAGACUGGCCAUGAUGUGGACUUUUUGAUCAGCUGCCCAGAAACCACGGAUGAAAGCUUUCUUCGUAAGAUAGUCAAUAAGCUGGACAUUCGGGACCUGCUUCUGUACUAUGAUAUGGUGGAGGCCACAUUUGAAAAAAGAAAAUUAUUCAGCCAAAAAUAUGAUACCAUGGAUCAUUUUCAAAAAUGUUUUCUUAUCCUAAAAUUGAACAAAGCGCUUGUGAAGAACAGAGCCCUCGGUAUGUCUUCUGUGUCUGCGGCAAGGCCAACUGAUAAGGGGGCAGAACCUGAAGUAAAAACUCAAAUUAAAGAUUGGAAGGCUAUCCGUGUGGAUCUGGUCAUUGUGCCUACUCAGCAGUUUGCCUAUGCACUUUUAGGAUGGACCGGAUCAAGACAGUUUGAACGUGACUUGAGAAGAUACACCAACCAUGAGAAAAACAUGAUACUGGACAACCAUGGUCUAUAUGACAAAAAGAAGAAAAUAUUCCUGAAUGCUAAGACAGAAGAAGAAAUCUUUGCUCACCUGGAUUUGGAAUACAUUGAGCCGUGGGAAAGAAAUGCAUAAGCUGCAGAAGUUUAAAUUGUAUCCUCAUGCAUUAAAUGUUUAGGCAGAGGGAAAGGGAGUGUUCAUGUAAAAUUUUACUUUUGUUUAAAAGCACACUUAUGUAGUAAUGCAACAUUAAUUUUCUUCAAUGAGAUAGGCAAGUACAAUGCAGAUAUCCACCAGUAGUGAAAUAAUAGUAUAUAAGCUGCAAAUAAACUAUUUUGGGAAAGGGAUUUCAAUUUAAUUAGUUCUACAGUAUUGUAUUGUGAAGCUGAUUAAGACUUAAGAACAUUUGAAUAGACAUUGAUCAAUUAGUCCGUCCAGUUUGUUCUAUCAGUCAUUUGGAUCAUGACUGAUCUCUGCAUAAUUUAUCUAUCUGUGAUUCAUUUCCCUUCUUGUGCUUGCCUAAUAAUAAGCUAUGGAUCUCAGGCUUGAAGGUUUCAGGUAACCCAAUUUCCAAAGUUCUUUGGGGAGCAGGUUCCACAUAUCUUUUUAGUGGACCUUUUGGAAAGCCUCGACCUGCAUAUUAAAUAAUUAAUUUAUGGUUGCCACCUGUUAUAACCAGUUCUUCUAAAAUUGUUAUCUAAAAUACAAAUUGCUUAUUUAUUUUUUCUCCCCAUUGUCACAUGCCAAAUAUUGUAAAUGUGAUGGAAUUUACACAAAGUGCACUUUUACAGGUGACUGGAGAUCAAUUCUGAAUGUUCCACGUGUUAUUUUGAAAUUUUUUAAACCUUUGAAUUAUGGUGUGGUAUUUCAUGAAAGAAAUGGUGUAGGCCAAAAUUUCCACUUUAAAAGUACCCUUAUUUUUCAAUAUGUGGCCACAACUUUUGCAUA
Molecule: messenger RNA, 2376 nt
Organism: Stegostoma tigrinum
Lineage: Eukaryota; Metazoa; Chordata; Chondrichthyes; Orectolobiformes; Stegostomatidae
Gene: dntt
Product: deoxynucleotidyltransferase, terminal
Exons: 11
Coding region: 1-1563 (520 amino acids)
Biological process (GO): double-strand break repair via nonhomologous end joining
Cellular component (GO): nucleus
Molecular function (GO): DNA nucleotidylexotransferase activity; DNA binding; DNA-directed DNA polymerase activity
Source: RefSeq, a predicted model, not a curated record